Chiloscyllium plagiosum (whitespotted bambooshark) is the source of this 1668-nucleotide messenger RNA. RefSeq names its product small nuclear ribonucleoprotein 48 (U11/U12) (gene snrnp48). The record is from RefSeq and is a predicted model, not a curated record. Gene Ontology annotation, cellular component: nucleoplasm; U12-type spliceosomal complex; cytosol. Lineage: Eukaryota; Metazoa; Chordata; Chondrichthyes; Orectolobiformes; Hemiscylliidae.
GAACAGUGUGUAGAUCUGACUGAUCGGGAACUGGUUGUGACUGGAUUAGAGCCGCGUCCGCCGGUCACUCUCGCUGUAAAAUGGCGGCGGUCGAGGCCAACAUCGAAUAUUCGAAAAGGCUCCAGAGCCGUUUGGAGCGCGUGAGCGAACUGUCUGAGUUCGCGCGGGAAUGCGGUCACUCCAUCAACGGCAUCCUGUCUGAGCUGGGCUGGAGCGGAGAGAGUCUAGGCCUCGGCAUCCCUCUUGCCGGGACAGAGCCGCCUGAUCCCAUUGUUACUUGCCCAUUCGAUGCGAAUCACAGGCUUUUAAAAUCAUCACUGGAAAAACAUACUGCAUCUUGUAGGCUGAGGAAGCUGGAAUAUUGUCAAGAAGAAGAGGCUGAAAUGUAUGAUCCCUCAUUUGCCUAUGAGAAUACUGUGGUAUCUGCAUUCAAAAUGGAUAAAGAUUUGCAAGCUCAGAUAAUUCAACAAGCAAAAAGUAAAGCUCCAUUUGGAAAAGAAGAUAAAGUGUUUUCUCAAGGUGAUUAUUCGUCAGUACCUUGUGAGGUUCCUGAGAAUCAUAAGCGUUUCAUCUGUGACCUAACUCCUGCUGAUCGCCUAGCUAUCUAUGAACAUGUUGUUCGAGAAACCAGUCAGCAAAGAACUAAAUCUUUUGAAAAUGAUGGUGAUUUAUACGUGGACCUUGCUGCAAAACUCAGCCGAGAUGAUGAACAGAAAGGACCAAAGUCACAUCUUGAAAUUCUUGCUGAAAUGAGAGAUUAUAAACGUCGUCGUCAAUCGUACAGAGCCAAGAAUGUUCAUAUAACGAAAAAAUCUUACACAGAGAUAAUUAGGGAUGUUAUUAGUGUACAUAUGGAAGAACUCUCAAGACAAUGGAAAGACCAAAAUGACUCUGGGAACUCAGAAGAGCAUGAUGACCAGAGCUAUUCAUUAUCUUUGAAAAGCUCUUCAAUUUCUCGCAGAAGAUCUGGUGAUCAGAGGUCUCCUUCAAUGGAAUCUAAAUCUACCAGAAGUAGUAAGAUUGUAGAACAUGACAGCCGGAAAAAGAACCGCAGCCAAAGUCCAUGUGACCGGAGAAGAAGUCCAGAUUGGGAAAAAGAAAGAGAUUCAAGAAAAAGAAGAGAGAAAGAACAUCAUCCUCGUGAUGAGGACCGGCAUCGAAGUUAUAAGCGGCGCAAGUGAACUGGAAAUACGGAUACAGUGAGGCUUUGGAAUCCAACUUGUAAAGGAAUUUAUAAGUACUGAGUGCAAAGACUGAUUUUUCUUUUAGAAACUGUUCUUAAAUGAAUGUCCACAGCUGAUUGCACAAAGUGAAAAUUGUUAAACAUCCAGUUGAUAUGACAGUGAACUCAUCUGACUCACCCCCUUAUUACUUUAAAUAAUGUCUGCAGUGGUGAAGUAAAAAGUAAGAACAGUUCUCACCCAGAAUGUAUUGUGAAAAUUAAUGAAUGUAUUUCAGUGGCAAAUCUGAGUAUCAUGAGUUUUAAAUUGUAUUUCCAAAUUGCUGAGUUUCAUUUAUGUGUGACAUUGUCUGAACUGUUAAAACUGUUUACAGCACAGUACUCUUGCGUAUCAAUUCAUCUCUGUAUGAUUCCCUGUAUACCAACUGUAAUUUAUUCAUAUUUUCAAGGUUAUCUUUUUUAAUUAAAUGUUUGAAUGAUAAACUGAA